Merops nubicus (carmine bee-eater) is the source of this 1212-nucleotide messenger RNA. RefSeq names its product carbohydrate sulfotransferase 6-like. Gene Ontology annotation, biological process: carbohydrate metabolic process; N-acetylglucosamine metabolic process; keratan sulfate proteoglycan biosynthetic process. The record is from RefSeq and is a predicted model, not a curated record. The coding region runs from base 26 to 1207 and encodes 393 amino acids. The transcript has a single exon. Gene Ontology annotation, cellular component: Golgi membrane. Lineage: Eukaryota; Metazoa; Chordata; Aves; Coraciiformes; Meropidae. Gene Ontology annotation, molecular function: N-acetylglucosamine 6-O-sulfotransferase activity.
UUUUGAUUGCUUUUCCUCGGUGAGAAUGGCAAGGAUUCGAAUUCCUAGCACCCUUGUUGUACUUUUCGUUGCGGUUCAGACUGGAUUCUUGCUCUUCAUGUAUGCCCGGUACAGUAACUUCAUGCCUCAGUCUGAGGAGAAACCGUCUCAAGUCCACAUCCUCAUUCUCUCUUCCUGGCGCUCGGGAUCUUCUUUUGUUGGUCAGCUUUUCAGCCAGCACCCCAGUGUCUUCUACCUGAUGGAGCCUGCGUGGCACGUGUGGGUUACCAUGUACCAGAACAGUGCCAAAGUCUUACACAUGGCAGUACGGGACCUAGUCAGGUCGGUCUUUCUGUGUGAUAUGUCUGUGUUUGAUGCUUACAUGCCUUGGGAAAGAAACUUAUCUGACCUUUUCCAGUGGGCAGUGAGUCGGGCUUUGUGUUCAGCUCCUGCUUGUGACUUCUUUCAACGUACUGACAUAACCAGUGAGAUGGCAUGCAAGACUCUUUGUGGACGGUACCCAUUCAGCAAGGUGGAGGAAGCCUGCAAAACUUACAGCCAUGUUGUCAUCAAGGAGGUUCGAUUCUUUGACUUGAAGGUCCUCUAUCCCCUUCUCACAGAUCCAUCCUUGAACCUCAAAAUCAUUCACUUGGUCCGUGACCCCAGGGCAGUUGUCAAGUCACGGGAACAGUCAGUCAAAGCAUUAGCCCGUGACAAUGGCAUUGUUUUGAGUACCAAUGGCACUAAAGUGGAAGACAGCAAAUACAGAGUAAUGCAAGAGAUCUGCAGAAGUCAUGUUCAGAUUUAUGAAACAGCGACUCUAAAACCACCGAGUUUCCUUAAAGAUCGCUAUUUAAUGAUCCGUUUUGAAGAUCUGGUCAGAGAUCCAUUAUCAGAAAUCUCAGAAAUGUAUAAAUUUGCAGAUCUUAGUCUGACCCCUGUGCUCAAAAGCUGGAUCUAUAAUAUCACACAUGGAGAGGGACCAGGAAAAAAAAAGGAAGCCUUCAAAAUCACAUCUCGAGAUGCAGUCAGUGUUUCACAGGCCUGGAGAAAUGUUCUUUCCUUCCAGAAAAUUAAGAAAAUACAGGAAGUUUGCAGAGGUGCUAUAAACAUGCUUGGCUAUCAGCUGGUGGAUUCAGAAAAAGAACAAAGAGACCUGUCAUUGGAUUUAGUACUGCCGAGACGACAAAAUCAAUUCACUUGGUCAUCAUUUCAUCCAAAGCACUGAGAUAC